Postia placenta MAD-698-R-SB12 is the source of this 795-nucleotide messenger RNA. RefSeq lists its product as hypothetical. The transcript is spliced from 3 exons. The record is from RefSeq and is a predicted model, not a curated record. The annotation marks the transcript as partial. NCBI's taxonomy places the organism in Eukaryota, Fungi, Basidiomycota, Agaricomycetes, Polyporales, Adustoporiaceae.
GCUCAAGAUACCCUGAUCAAUGAGCUGACGACACAGCUGACAAGAGUUAAGGCCCUAGGGGGCUCGGAGAAGUCGUACAUGUUGCACUUCCUGACGCGUGAGGCAGCAGACGAAGAAAAGGAGGCAGUCGAGAAAGAAGUCUCAAGGUGGAAAGACAUCGUCAAGCAGAAGGAUGCUCAGCUGGCGGAGAAGGACAAGCGAAUAGUGGGACUAGAGGAGCAAGCAAAAUUACUACGAUCCGACCUCGCAGCUGAGAUUGAGAGAGGGCGUACAUUAGCGUCACGACCUCCGCCUCCACAGGUCUCUCGUAUUCACACGAAGACCGUAGAGGAUCCAAAGAAUGGGCUGGUGAUACGGCUGUACGAAGACAUGACCAACAUGCUCGUCGUUUCCGCGCGUAUCGAGAAGAACUCCCACUUUGACCUCGACGAGCCCACUUUUACGUGUGUUUACACGUAUCGAGAGGAUACAUCAGACGUCGGGGGCAUCAGUACGCGUCUGAAUUUCAGCUUGCACGAACACUGGGACCUGCCAGAUGGUUGGGAGUCAGACAGACCAAUGGCCAAGGACGACCUGCUGCACAAGGUCACAUUUGAACCACGAGAUCUGCAGAACGAGCGGCCAGAAUUCGUCGAAGGACUCGGCUUCUUCAAGGAACCCUUCAAUUUCUCGCACGAUCAGAUGUGCACAUUUUUGAGGACAUUAGCAGAGCGCAUGUCUGACCUCGCAUCAAACGAGGAGGAGGAAGAGGAGAAAGACCAGCUAGAAGACGACGAUGUUCUGGUUGUAAGCUGA